CAAUUGUUCCUCGGCGCAAAAUACAUUUGAGUGGUUUCGGAGUUGCACUGCCAACUUCACGCCGUUGGCAACGGCGGCCCGACUGACCGCAGCCCCAUAUCGAAUCCAAUGAAAACAUCACACACUUCAUUGUCAUUUUCCUUAUCCACGGUGAGCGUGAGCGAGUUAUUUUGCUUUUUCCCGGGAAAAUCGCCAUGCUGCGGCGCUAAAACGUGUCACAGUGCAAAGUACCACCCAGGGGGCUGCUUUUGGUGCUCGAGGUGGCGGUGCAGGUGUUCGCGAAGGGUGGGAAAAGGGCUGAAAAUAGUGGUGUCGAAGUAUUGGCAUCGAUGUGGUGCUGUGCAGUGUGAGACAGCCAUAAGGCGGUGCGCGAGUGCAAGUGAGACGGCCACUGAUGAGUUGGCUUGAGCGAUGAUGGAUUUUCUUGUACCUUCAUACCUGUUCCUCGGAUAAAAUAGUGUAUAUAGCAGUGUCAAUAAACUUGAGGCCCCUUCUCGCCACAGUGUAAAGACGUCGCUGGCGUGUAAAAACGCAUUACACCUCGCCAUCCACGUUGCAAUGUGCCAAGCGGAGCGCGGAAGAAGAUGAAAAGUCAACUGAGGAAGAGACAGAGUGAUUUGUGUAAAACUGGAAAUACUUGAGAAAUCCUUCGCAACAUCCUGGAGAAACUGGACAAUUUCUGAGCAAUGGCAAGUGCCGGAGAGUGCGGAAAAGGGUCCAACAUCAGUGUGACCAACAUCAAUUGCGAUCAGGGUGGAAUGCAGACGCCUGCCAUUGAGGCCACAGUGCAGGGUAACGGAUCUGGAGGGGCUCUUGCAGCUCGCGCCACGACGCCGAAUCACUUCUACGGCGGCAGCGGCAGCAUUAGGAUCUCCGUGCCGAAAAUGGAGGAGUCCGAUGAGUCGGACAGUGAACUGCUGACGAUCGAGGAGAGCGCCAAGGUGAACAUGAGGACGAAGGGCGACGGAACGGCUGCCAAAACCGCUCCGCGGCCCAUGUCAUGGGAGGGUGAGUUGUCUGAACAUGAAGACGUUAUGGAUGUGGACAAUGUGGCGAGCAAUGGGACCGCGAUUGCCGCGACGUUCGGCGAUCCGGUGAUAAAGGUGGAGCAGCGCGAUAUGGAUGCGAAGGAAGAGAAAGUGACAGAUGAGGCGAUUUCCCUGAUAGCUAAGGCCUCCAGUGAGUCGAGCAACGUCCCAGUGGAUGCCACCGGAAAGCACUUCAUGCAGAACGACGUGGUGAACUUGAAAGUGGAGUCCAACAUGCCGGAGUACAAUUCAUCCGUGCAGGCGCCACUACUUGUGCGCUCCAAGACAACUCUCCUGCCAGCCAAUCCGAGCCCAGACUCUGCAAUCCACUCCGUCUACACGCACAGCUCGCCGAGUCAGUCGCCGCUCACGUCCCGCCACAACAUUUACACACCCUCGCUGAGCCGGAACAACAGCGAUGCCUCGCACAGCAGCUGCUACUCGUACAGUUCGGAGUUCAGCCCCACGCACUCCCCAAUUCAGGGACGCCACAGCAUGUACGGCGCCAUAAAUGGCUCUCCUCUGCACCACAGCGUCCUGUACAGGCCUACAGUGUAUCCAGUGGAUGCGGAGUCUCCCGCCGCAAGGGCGUGCUUUGACGACUCGGCAGCGCUCGAGGGAGAGGCUCUGCCGUCGGCGGGCAUCUCCAGACAACAGCUCAUCAACAGCCCGUGCCCGAUUUGCGGAGACAAGAUCUCGGGCUUCCACUAUGGCAUCUUCUCAUGCGAGUCGUGCAAAGGAUUCUUCAAGAGAACCGUCCAGAAUAGGAAGAACUACGUUUGCGUCCGAGGAUCUGCGUGUCCGGUGACCAUUGCCACGAGGAAAAAGUGUCCGGCAUGCCGCUUUGAGAAGUGCCUUCAACGUGGGAUGAAGCUCGAAGCAAUUCGUGAGGACAGAACCCGCGGAGGUAGAUCGACGUAUCAGUGCUCAUUCACGUUGCCUGGAUCAAUGCUGUCGCCCUCUGUGAUGUCAGAGUCGUCGGGAUGCCAUCAGAACUAUCGCAUGACUGUGCCGCCGAUGAAGGUUGAGGUGGGCGAGAGUGCGGGCGGCUCCAAGCCACGCAUUCCGACGCUUCUCCAGGAGAUUAUGGAUGUUGAGCAUCUCUGGCAGUACAACGAAUCGGAGCUGCUGAGACUCAACCAACCGGCGCCGCCGGUGACGAAUGGGACACAGGCAACGAAUCCUCUGCUGGCCAGCGCUGGACUAUCGCAAGGGGACAAUUCCAAUCCAGACUUAAUCGCAAAUCUGUGCAAUAUUGCCGAUCAUCGGCUCUACAAGAUUGUCAAGUGGUGCAAGAGUUUACCGCUCUUCAAGACCAUCUCGAUUGACGAUCAAAUUUGUCUCCUGAUUAACUCGUGGUGUGAACUUCUGCUCUUCUCCUGCUGCUUCCGAUCCAUUUCCACACCCGGAGAGAUUCGAAUAUCCCAGGGAAAGUCUAUAACAUUGGCUCAGUCGCGAUCUAGUGGAUUGCAAGCUUGUGUGGAGAGAAUGCUCAAUUUGACUGAUCACUUGAGACGCCUUCGCGUCGAUCGCUAUGAAUAUGUUGCGAUGAAAGUAAUUGUAUUGCUUCAAUCAGACACUUCGGAGUUGAAGGAACCAGAAAAGGUGCGCACAAGUCAGGAGAAGGCUUUGCAGGCACUUCAAGCUUACACUUUGGCUCACUAUCCAGAAUCACCUGCCAAAUUCGGAGAGUUGCUUCUGCGAAUUCCUGAGUUGCAACGAACUUGCCAGGUCGGUAAAGAGAUGCUGACGAUCAAGUCAAAGGAAGGAGACGAAUUUGAUCUGCUUAUGGAGCUCCUGAGAGGUGAACAUUGACACACUGUUCCCUGUGGCGACGGCAAUUGUACUAUAAAAUAGUACAGGGAUGAAAAUAGUUUGUUUUGCAAUUCCUGACAUUAAAAAUGACACAAAAUCCAGUGUGUGACUUGUGGUACAGUUGAUAUGAGGAAUUUAAGUAAGAUUGUAGGAAUGUAAUGUCUUAUUUCUCUACAUUGAAUGGUUAGUUUAUUAUUUUUCUAAAAGAAUUAAUUAGGACAAUUAAGCAAAAAAGUGCGAAGAUAUAUCAGUGAGACGUAAUUAUUAUAUAUAUAUAUUUUUGAGAGAAAGGGGAUGCAAAAGUCAAGUAUUUUUAUACGAACUUUUAGUAUGUAAAGAAUUGGAUAAACAUAUAUUUUUCUUAAGGACACCAAUGACGUAAAGAAUGUGCCUUUAAUGAGACAAAUCCUUUUGAGGGUGUGUAAUUUUUGCAUCACAGAGAAUUUUUCUCGUUGAUUUCAAUGUUGAAGAUGUGUAUUUUUUGCUAUAAUUAUUUAUUUCGGAAGGUCACUUUUGUGCGAGAGAGAAAGGAUUCAUGAGAAAUAUGUCAUUGGAGGGAAAAAGGAGGGAAAUUUAUCAGUUCAAUUGGCAAAGCUACGUUGAAGGGUAAUUUAAUUACUAACAUUAACAUUAUAAUUUCAUUUUAUCCUAAUCAUAGAUUGUGACGACAUCUGAAAAUCAAAUCUUGAGCUGCAUUUUCCCAUUUUCUGGGAACAGAUCUGUGAUCUAUUAAUUAAAGAGGAAGGAAGGAAGGAAUGAAGAGCAUGGAAUGAUAUAUUUUCACUCUUAAAUAUAAAGCACACUUUUUCAUGUUUAGGGUAAAUUUUGAGUGUUAUGUCGUUUUCCUUUAAGGUUAUCAUAAUUAUGGAUAAGAUUCUUUUUGUGCUUCAACAUUUUCUGCAAUUAUUUAAUGACGGUUAAGGUCUAUGCAGGUGGAAGACAUUUUGGCGCUGGAAGUUGGAUUGUGGGGACCAAGAUUGUGCUUUGAUUGCAAUUCCUGUAAACAGAACUCCAGUCGAAAUGCCCGCCUGCAUGGAAGUUAAUUGAUAAGAAAGGCUGCUAUAAUGAGAAAUUUUAUAUUUUUACAAUUAUAUACAAAAUAACGUUAGACAUACUUUAACAGAGAUGAGGAGAGUGUAUUUUUUAUUAUUUUCAUUACAAUCCUUGCAAUGCUAAAAGAAAUUUGGGGUUGUCCGUCUUAUUUUAAGAGAAGAUAUUCACUUCUUGACAGAGAAAAUUCAGCCAAGUUGCGAAAGACUACAAGAUUGAGAGCCUUCCGAACUCAUGAAGAAUCACUUAAAAAAGCUCAGUAUUAGAGUGAUAGGAAAAAUAUGAGCAAUUAUUAUACAGUAAUUUUAAUUGAUGGAGUGAAAUUGCAUUCAUGAGAUGACUUACAGACUAGAAAUAAAGAACAUUUUAUUAUAUACAAA
This is a messenger RNA of Phlebotomus argentipes, 4273 nucleotides long. RefSeq names its product nuclear hormone receptor FTZ-F1 beta (gene Hr39). NCBI's taxonomy places the organism in Eukaryota, Metazoa, Arthropoda, Insecta, Diptera, Psychodidae. The record is from RefSeq and is a predicted model, not a curated record. The transcript is spliced from 7 exons. Gene Ontology annotation, cellular component: RNA polymerase II transcription regulator complex. The coding region runs from base 687 to 2843 and encodes 718 amino acids. Gene Ontology annotation, biological process: tissue development; regulation of transcription by RNA polymerase II; hormone-mediated signaling pathway. Gene Ontology annotation, molecular function: zinc ion binding; nuclear receptor activity; RNA polymerase II cis-regulatory region sequence-specific DNA binding.